UUUUUCCCUUUGUGUCCUCAGGCUCCGUCAGACCGUCAGCUGCGCUACAAAGAGAAAGUGACGGAGCUGAGGAGGAAGAGGAACCCUAGCAUCAAUAAGGAGCAGAAGGACAAGCAGGGGGACCACCGUCAGAGUCUGGGUUCGAGUCGUGAGCCGCUGCUGGAAAACAUCACGAGUGAAUACGAUCUGGAAUUAUUCCGGAAAGCCCAGGCACGUGCAUCGGAGGAUCUUUCAGCACAGCCUCCUCUGCAGCCUCAGGAGGAGUCUGACAUAUUUUUGGAGAAGCUGCGUCUGAGUGGCCAGGUUUCAGAGGGAAACAACAUGAUAAAGACCAUCGUUUUCGGCCGUUACGAGUUGGACACCUGGUACCAUUCGCCAUAUCCGGAGGAAUACGCCCGUCUGGGGCGACUCUAUAUGUGUGAAUUCUGCCUGAAAUACAUGAAGAGCCAGACCAUUCUGCGCAGGCACAUGGCGAAGUGUGUGUGGAAGCAUCCUCCAGGAGACGAGAUCUACAGGAAGGGAAACAUCUCCGUGUUCGAGGUGGACGGGAAGAAGAACAAGAUCUACUGUCAGAACCUGUGUCUGCUGGCGAAGCUGUUCCUGGAUCACAAGACUCUUUAUUACGACGUGGAGCCGUUUCUGUUCUACGCCAUGACAGAAUCCGACUCGACAGGCUGCCACCUGGUGGGGUACUUCUCCAAGGAGAAGAACUCCUUCCUGAACUACAACGUGUCGUGUAUCCUCACCAUGCCUCAGUACAUGAGGCAGGGCUACGGCAAGAUGCUCAUCGACUUCAGCUACCUGCUGUCGAAGGUGGAGGAGAAGGUGGGCUCUCCUGAGAGACCGCUCUCUGACCUCGGACUCAUCAGCUAUAGAAGCUACUGGAAGGAAGUUCUGCUGAGAUACCUGCACGACUUCCAGGGGAAAGAGAUCUCCAUCAAAGGUCAGGACUCUUUAAAGUAG
Gymnodraco acuticeps is the source of this 963-nucleotide messenger RNA. RefSeq names its product histone acetyltransferase KAT7. NCBI's taxonomy places the organism in Eukaryota, Metazoa, Chordata, Actinopteri, Perciformes, Bathydraconidae. The record is from RefSeq and is a predicted model, not a curated record. Gene Ontology annotation, molecular function: histone acetyltransferase activity. The transcript is spliced from 8 exons. Bases 322 to 963 code for a protein of 213 amino acids. Gene Ontology annotation, biological process: regulation of DNA-templated transcription.